Dictyostelium discoideum AX4 is the source of this 501-nucleotide messenger RNA. RefSeq lists its product as hypothetical. The transcript is spliced from 2 exons. Gene Ontology annotation, molecular function: magnesium ion binding; holo-[acyl-carrier-protein] synthase activity. The record is from RefSeq and is a predicted model, not a curated record. The coding region runs from base 1 to 501 and encodes 166 amino acids. NCBI's taxonomy places the organism in Eukaryota, Evosea, Eumycetozoa, Dictyosteliales, Dictyosteliaceae. Gene Ontology annotation, biological process: fatty acid biosynthetic process.
AUGAAUAAGAUAUUUGGUAUUGGAAAUGAUAUUGUAAAGAUAUCAAGAUUAGAAUCAUCAUUUAAAAGACAUGGUGAUAAAUUUUUAAAAAGAGCAUUUAAUGAAGUUGAAAUAUCAAUAUUUAAAUCACUAAAUCCAACAGCAUCAAUAACAGAAAGUAUUGAUGAUAACGAUAAUAGUGAAUUAAAUAAUAAUAAUAAUAAUAAUAAUAAUAAUAAUAAUAAUAAUAAUAAUAGAGGAUUUGAAUAUUUAGCAGGUAGAUGGGCAGCAAAGGAAUCAAUUUAUAAAGCAAUUGGAAAUCAAGAUCGUUCAAAAUUAAAUUUUCAAAAUAUUCAAAUUUUAAAUGAAUCAAAUGGACGUCCAUAUGUAAAUUUAUUAGAAACAACUGAAUCAUAUUUCAAAGAAUUGGGUAUUAAUAAAAUUCAUCUAGCAAUUUCUCAUGAUACUGAUUAUGCAAUUUCAAAUGUAAUCUUAGAAUCAAAUGAAUCAACUAAAAAUUAA